Molecule: messenger RNA, 2581 nt
Organism: Microtus ochrogaster (prairie vole)
Lineage: Eukaryota; Metazoa; Chordata; Mammalia; Rodentia; Cricetidae
Gene: Rftn2
Product: raftlin family member 2
Exons: 8
Coding region: 504-2012 (502 amino acids)
Source: RefSeq, a predicted model, not a curated record
GAGAGAGCAAGCAAGGACAGAGGAGAGAAAACAGACAGAAGGCAUCACUUUGACGGAUUCUAUCUUCCAUCUGCAGAUAACCACACCCGAGUUGUACUUUGCCUUUAAUUCCGUUUCUGGACCCCUCUUUUCCAGUCAGCCAGCUGGAAGAGACAAAGCCCCGAGCCCUGAGCGGCAGGGCUCUGGUCGGGGGCUGGCUGGCUGGAAAUUGACGUGGCAUGGAAAUUUUCCGCUAAGUUGGAGCAGUUUGCGAGCUCCUCGGAGAUCGAGCUCAGCGCCCCGGACCUGGAGCUAAACCCUGGGCUCAGUGACUCUACAGAAGAAUGGAUACAGUCCCCCGCUCCUCGCCUUGGACCCGCCGUUUUUUCUGGCUAUCUAUCAUUUCGCUGAAAAUCAAACCAAGCAGUUAAGUCGGGAACUUGGUUUUCGCAGCUUGAACCAGAAAAUUGGCUGCUCCGGUUCCCCUGGCUCUUUCCGCAAUCUAACCCCUUGCUAACUUUGCCAUGGGGUGCGGACUUAGGAAGCUGGAAGACCCUGAUGAUAACAGCCCGGGGAAAAUAUUUUCUACCCUGAAGAGACCGCAAGUAGAAACAAAGACAGAAUUUGCCUAUGAAUAUGCCCUGCUGGACUUGACUUUCCAAGCUUCAACAAACCCAGAAGUCAUUAAGAUAAAUUCGGUUCUGGACAUCGUUGCCAAAGUGGAAGACUACUAUCUGAAGGGCUACGUCGUUGGGGCCAUUCAUCCAGUUUUACAACCUGUGGGGCAUCGGAAACACCUGCCAGCAAGUCACCUGUACAGAGUGGUGCUGUCUCGCCUGAAAGCAAGCCCCAAGCACCCAGCAGCCCCAGGUGGACAAAGGCACGCAAGACUCGUGAUAGAAGAGUGUCCUCUACCUUACGAGACGGAGACGAACAACGCAGCGAAGGAACUCGUAGAGAAGAUUAAUGCUGCCGCCAAGAGAGGAAAGAGGUUUGUUGGGUUUGUAUCACAGUACGACUCGCCGUCCCCACACUGCAACGGAACCAGCCAUGAUGGAGACGCAGAAUCGGGGCUACCCGGGAGACACGGUUCCCGUGACAACUGCAAAAGCUGGAAUGAAGGAGACGCCGCCGGCGGACAGUUGUCUGAGAGCGGCGUGGAGGAGGAACCGCAGGGGACAGAAGGAAACAGCAAUCCCGGCUGCUCUAGACCAGAGCUGGGAGGAGAUCAUAGGCUCUACAUGGUCUUCAACGCCUUUGACGAGGAGUCAGCCUGCUGGAGCUACCGAGAGGGUGUCCUGUCCAUGAAAGUGACACGGAAAGGGGCCGUCAUCAACACCCUCGACGCCAACUGGCUCGACUUAACCACGUUCUAUUAUAAACAAGGCUUGUCUUUAGUUGACGCUUUUGUAUCCUGGGAGACACCUAAAGGGGACCCUUCGCCUAAAUCUCUGGAAGGAUUUUUUAUCUAUGAAGACGAAGGUCCUGGAAUUCCAGUUUCUAACAGGAAAGGAAAUGACGCCAUUGUGGUGGAGCAGUGGACAGUCAUCGAGGGCUGUGAAAUCAAAACAGACUACGGCCCUCUGCUGCACACCCUGGCUGAAUUCGGCUGGCUUCUGACCAGUGUGCUGCCUACACCCAUACUGAGACACGACAGGGAACUGGGAAAGAAAGGGAGUUUUAGGCAGGGGAGCACACGGAGCAGAGGCGCAGGGUACAUGUUCCAAGCCCGCCUUGACGGUCUCUUUCCUCCUCCUCAGAGGAAAGCCAGCCGCCUGCUGAAGGGCGAAGACAGGAACAAGGUCGGCAGCAGGAGCAUCGGCCUGGACACCGGCGCCUCCCACCCGACGGAAGGCCGAGCCCCUCUUGACGGGGGCCCCCUCUCUCCUUCCAGAGAGUGUUGGACCAAGGAGGAGCGGCCGGCACAGAGCGACAGUUUCUUGGGGUUCAGCAGCAGCGACAGCGUCCUCCGGGAACUGGAUGACGGACAGUUUGAGCAGGAAGAGGGCGUGACGCAGGUCACUUGCAUGUGAGCGGCCAAGAGAAGCUGUCGAGGGCCUUGUAAGUGGUUAUUAAAUGUCUGCCCGCUGACCUGAUCUCACUACUACUAUACAUUUAUGUAACGUUCUUCACUUCCGGGCUCGGGCUUCCCCCUGUCUGUGUAAACUUUGUCUCAAUCUCUCAGACAAGGAAGAAUAACCAACUAUUUAUCAGUUGAAAACCAUGCUUACAUUUCUCUCAACUAAAACAUCAAUGUAAAUAGAUGUCCCAGCUGGUCUUUAAGAGCCUGGCUCGUGAACGGACAAAGCCGAGCUCCUCAUCACGCCUGUUAAAGAGACUGACUAUCCAAACUAGCUCUUCAACCAAUUAGAGCCUUCUCAGGAAGCCGCAGCCUUGCUGAAUCUCAAAAAUACUCUCUACCCUAUCUCACAGACACAGACUAUCUAUCCCCCGCCUGUAACAAUCAGUCUAAUUUUUGUUUCUGACUGGGGCAUGCACCUACAAAUCAAACCCCUAUUUUUCAUAAUAAUUUCCAAAAACUAUUUCCUAAUUUUUUGUUUGUUGUUUUGGGUUUUUUUGUUGUUGUUGUUGUUUUUGUUUU